CUUGGAAGACUUUCAAACAUUUGCAUGAAUUUCACCAGUAAUGCUUGAACCACAUAGUUGACUAGUGCAACUGUUUAAAAUGUGUUCUUGUACGCAGGGAGGUUUUUGCCCCGCACAAACAUGGCGGCGGUCAGCGGUCGACGUUGUGGUUCCUGGGCGGUAAACACUGUGUUUGGGUCACACAUCUACACUGUGACUGGAGAACGGUAAUGUCAGUCUACCUGUCGAGCACACCCCAUUCUGCUGAGUUUGGAAUGUAGUAGUGGAUGUUUGACAGCUUUAACUUUGAAGCCAGCGGUGGGAAGGGAAAAUGUUGGCGACUUUAGGACGUGUUAUGGUGAUUUAAGACGAGGAAACAGAAGGUUGUUAAGCACAACCUUUAAUACAUUGUGUCAUUUCAGCCCCAGGUUAACUGCUCUGGAGUUGUGAGAAAGCAGGGCGGGAUUAGAGGGGCAAUGCUUUGACUUUUAUGUUAAUGUUCCUACGAUGGAUAGACCAAAUUCCCAAAAGCUCAAGUCGACCUCACUGAGGCCUGGCUGCUUGGUGCGGCCCAUAGCUCCAACAAAGCUGCCUGGACGAUACUUUGCCCACCAGAAAUCUUUGCCUCGUCUGCCCGUUCCUCCUCUCCUACAAACUCUGGAACGUUACCUGCUGAUGUUGGAGCCUAUUGUCAGUCAAGAGGAGUUGGAACAUACCAGUCAAUUAGUGAAGGAAUUUGCUCAGAAGGGUGGAGUAGGAGCGAGACUACAAGCAAGCUUGGAAAGAAGAGCGAGCAAGACUGAAAAUUGGCUGAGCGAGUGGUGGCUGAGGACAGCCUACCUAGAAAGCAGGCUUCCUGUGGUCAUUCAUUCCAGUCCCGGUGUGCUGUUGCCAAAACAGGAUUAUCAUGAUCGUCAAGGACAGCUGAGAUUUUCUGCUAAAUUAAUAGCUGGUGUGCUGGAUUUUAAAUCUAUGAUUGACAAUGAGACACUUCCUGUGGAGAGUUUAGGAGGGAGCCCUCUCUGCAUGAACCAAUAUUACCAGAUUCUAUCAUCCUGCAGGAUUCCAGGUUCUAAAAGUGAUUCUUUUGCCAACUAUUCCUUAACUAAAAAACCAACCCACGUAACAAUCGUGCACAACUUUCAGUUCUUUGAGCUCUUUGUGUACAACAGUGAUGGCAGCCCACUAACUGUGGACCAACUUUACAUGCAAUUGGAGAAGAUCUGGCAUUCUUCACUCCAGACAAACAAAGAGCCAAUUGGAAUCCUUUCAACUGGUCAUCGAAACAGCUGGGCAAAUGCUUACAACACACUGAUCAAAGAUAAGGUGAACAAGGAGUCUGUGAAAUGCAUCCAGAGGAGCAUCUUCACCAUCUGCCUGGAUGCUCCAGUGCCAAAGGUGUCUGAUGAUCUCUACAUGAGUCGCGUUGCAGCUCAGAUGUUGCAUGGUGGAGGUAGUCGGUGGAACAGCGGCAACAGGUGGUUUGACAAAACCCUACAGUUCAUUGUUGGAGAGGAUGGAUCUUGCGGUUUGGUCUACGAGCAUUCAUCAUCAGAAGGACCUCCCAUUGUUGCUUUACUGGACCAUGUCUUUGAGUAUUGCAAAACCUCGGAGAUGGUUCGUUCUCCUAUGAUUCCACUGGCUAUGCCUCGGAAGCUCCGUUUCAAUAUCACGACCGAUGUAAAGAGGGACAUUGAGAAAGCAAAGCAGAACCUCAACAUGAUGGUGCAUGAUAUGGAUAUAAAAUGUUUUGUGUUCGAGCAUUUUGGGAAAGAUUUUGUGAAGUCCCAGAGGUUGAGCCCAGAUGCCUAUAUCCAGAUUGCUUUGCAAUUGGCUUAUUACAGGAUAUACGGUGAGCAGCGUGCAACCUAUGAAAGUGCCUCUCUGCGGAUGUUUCAACUCGGGCGCACUGACACAAUUCGCUCGGCGUCGGUCGAAUCCUCAGUCUUUGUGCGUGCCAUGGAUAGCCCGCAGGAACAGAAGCAAAAUAAAGUGGCCCUGAUGAGGAAAGCUGUCCAAGCACAUAGAGUCUACACGGACCUGGCAAUCCGAGGGCAAGCAAUUGAUAGACAUCUAUUUGGCCUUAAACAUCAGGCCAUUGAGGAUCUGGUUCGAAUCCCAGAGAUCUUCAUGGACACAUCCUAUGCUGUUGCCUUUCAUUUCAAUUUAUCAACCAGUCAGGUUCCUGCUAUGACAGAUUGCCUGAUGUGCUUUGGGCCAGUCGUGCCGGAUGGUUAUGGUGUAUGCUACAACCCCAUGGACAACCACAUGAACUUCUCAGUGUCUGCUUUCAACAGUUGUGCAGAGACCAAUGCAGCUAAACUUGCCCACUAUUUGGAGCAGGCACUAGUUGAUAUGAGAGAUUUGCUUGUGCAGACAAACGGCUCAAAACUCUGAAGCAGCCAGGUAAUGACGUUGGAGGGACUAGAGUUGCCCUCAGCCAUGCAUGAGAUUGCUAAUGGAUCAUACUGUGAGGGUUGGUGUUUGUUAGGUGUCAAGGUGCUCUUCCCUAGGCACUAAUUACCGAGAGAGUGCAAGUUUAUUUUUUUUAAUUGUCUUUUAAAGAAAAAAAUACUGCAAAAAUAGCCUGUUCUCCAUCUCAUUGUGGCUAAUUGUCUCACCUUUGUCUACAAUCAUAGUCACUUGCUUCCAACAUUUGAGAUCCUUUCGUAUAACAAGCCUGAAUGUUCCAGUCUGAUCCAAAGAGCUGCAGCUGAAUCAUAAGCAUCAACUUGUUUUAAAGUAAACAGUAGAUUGCGAAAACAUAAAUCAGCAAAUCUUUGCAAAUAAACUUGAGGUAUUCAAAGUAACCCAGUCCUCUGCUUACCAGGAUUACCAGCUGGUUCUAGUUAUCCAGGGUAUAUAUUUUAAUCAACGUAUUGUAUGUAAAAUUCUCAACUGGUGCUUUAUAAAGAUUCCUGGUGAAUAUUUGCUAUAAGCAUGACAGUAUUUUUCCCCAACAUAUCUGAAGGACUCAAGGCCAAGUUUAGAACAAAAGGAAUGUUUUAUUACAGCAUUAGAUCUCCACAUACCCUUGGUUGUUUGGUGGAUGUAGAAACUGUUCAGAUAGCUGGUUAAGACUCAAGGGAGAUGUGGAAAUACAAAUUAUCUGACGAUAAGUUUUUGCAUCUUAUUUUGUUUAUCACCAGCAAGCUGCAACACAAUCUGUUUGUGUAAAAUGUGUAUUUUCUGUAUAUUUCUAUAAGGAUAGGUUUGGUCAUUGCAGGAUGCAAGGUCAGUCUAUUAUGAAUUCUAACGGCCCAAAACCAUGUCAUUCAGUCCUUUAAGUCUCUGCUGGCCUAAUGCAGAUGUGCAGAGCCGAUUCAAUGGUAACUUUCAAAAGGAAUUAAAUACAUUUGCAUAUUGAAAUGUAUAGUGAAAGAGUCAGCACUGGAUCAUCGUAGCUAAAUGAUUUUUAUGUAGUAUUCAGUGGGACGGGACAUUACACUGAACAACUGCUUUUGUUUUUUUAAAUAACUAAAUUAUGAAAAGAAUAGACGACUAUUGAGCUGGAAAUUGUUUGAAUUUAAUAUACAUGCUAAAACAAGAUUUGUAUAGGCACGCUUGUUAAUGUGUCCUGCUGCUGCUGAUGGAAUUUUCUAUUGUGCUCCCAACACAAAUGCAGGUUUAGUACUUACAAUGCUUUUAAAUCACUUACCUGGUACUUAAGCCAGUUUUAACUAAUAAAUACAUACCUGCUCAUGCAUUAAUUGAUAUCAGUGCUCCAGGUGUUAAAGGGGAGCUUACUGUGAAUUUGCACGGCUAUUGCCAGUUAUUCAAAGGCUUUGAUCCUGGAAGGGAGGAAGUACCUAAUUGUUAAUGAAGUGGAAAGUUACUUUAUCCCAUAAAUACCCAGAGGACCUUCUGUGAAAUUAAUUGAUUCUGCAAGGUGGCCAAAGAAAUGUCCCUCAUUCUAUCACUGAGAGAAAUAAAAAUAUUUAUACAAUUACAAGAAUUGCAAUUCCUAUUUCAAAAAGGUGCAUUUUGGGAAGACCAUUAGAUGAGUGGCUUAGGUGGUCAUUUUCUUAAAACUUCAGCAAUAUUUACACAACUGUCCUAUUUGUGCCCGAAGCAAUAGCUGCAACUUUCUGAACCAGAGCAUGGAACAGUUGGAUAUCCCCCCCCCCCCCCCCCCC
Leucoraja erinaceus (little skate) is the source of this 4115-nucleotide messenger RNA. It is a transcript of the gene crata, whose product is annotated as carnitine O-acetyltransferase a. The record is from RefSeq and is a predicted model, not a curated record. The transcript is spliced from 15 exons. Gene Ontology annotation, cellular component: peroxisome. Gene Ontology annotation, molecular function: carnitine O-acetyltransferase activity. Gene Ontology annotation, biological process: carnitine metabolic process, CoA-linked. The coding region runs from base 487 to 2376 and encodes 629 amino acids. NCBI's taxonomy places the organism in Eukaryota, Metazoa, Chordata, Chondrichthyes, Rajiformes, Rajidae.